CGUCUAUUGAUGAAAAAAAAGGUCACGAACUCUGACCCGAGCAAAUAAACUACAGAAAACAAUUUUAAACGCCGUUUACGGUACCGCUUUUUCUCCUGCAUCAGUUUCUAGAGAAAGGUAAGCUGUAACCGUGUCUCAAUGUGUGAGCCGGAGAGCCUGACGGGAGAGCGGCGGGACACAGGAAGGAGCAGUCAGCGGGUCUGCAGCAGAGCCAGCGGCUAGGCGGCUAGGCGGCGGCUAACUCACCCCGCCGGCUCAAAAAACCCCUGCAAGGUGCACCCCUCGGAGCUGAUACCCCCACACCCCACAUGCACGGUCUGUAACCCUGAUGUGGCACUGAUGUGAACGGCAAGAUUUGUGUACCGUGUCAGAAUGGAUGGACAGACUCAGAGGAUUCAGCUGGUGUCGACAGAGAACAGCAUGGCUUUAGGACACAGAAUCCAGAUUGUAACAGAUCAGCAGACUGGGCAGAAGAUCCAGAUCGUCACAGCGCUCGAGCCGUCCUCGCCGGGAAAGCAGCAGUUUAUUUUAGCAAAUGCAGAGUAUUCCUCUGGUGGGAAGGUGAUUCUGGCCAAGCAGGAAGGCUCCCCAAACAAGGUCAUCCUCACCACCCCAGAUGGCUCUGGGGUGAACCAGCUGUUGUUUGCUGCCCCUGAACUGGCUGGACAGCAGAUUCAGUUUGUGACUGAAAGCUCAGACCAGUCUGUAAUCAAGCCUGUUGUGGAGUACUGCGUUGUCUGUGGAGAUAAGGCAUCAGGACGUCAUUAUGGAGCUGUCAGCUGUGAGGGCUGCAAGGGUUUCUUUAAACGCAGCAUAAGGAAGAACCUGGUGUACACCUGCAGAGGAUCCGGGGAAUGUGCCAUUAACAAACUACACCGAAACCGCUGCCAGUACUGUCGACUGCAGCGCUGUAUAUCUCUGGGCAUGAAACAGGAUUCUGUGCAGUGUGAAAGAAAGCCUGUUGAAGUCACCACCAGAGAAAAAUCUGUGAACUGUGCAGCAUCCACAGAAAAGAUCUACAUCCGGAAGAACCUCUGCAGCCCCCUGGCUGCCACGCCCACGUUUGUGUCUGACAAGGAAACUGUGAGGUCUACAAGUUUGCUUGAGUCGAGCAUGUUGCUCAACAUCCAACAACCCUUCUCCAAGAUGGAAAACACCAUUUUGGUUCCAGCCUCCCCUGACAAGGAAGACCCGUCCCAAGGUGACCUCGGUACGUUGGCAAACGUGGUUUCAUCUCUCGCCCACCUCAACAAGGCGAGAGAGCUGAGCGAUGGUGGGAACGAUCAGAUGGGAUCGGAAACGUUCAGCAACGGUGACAGCGCGAUGACGGAGAUCCAAGCCGACGAUCAGACUGCAAAUGACAUCACGAGAGCUUUUGACACGCUGGCCAAAGUCCUACACCCUGGUGACGGCUCAGCUGCAGAGUCCCUGGAGGCCACGAUGCAGCUGAUGUCGGGGGAUCAGUCGGGUCCCGUGGUGGAGCUGGAGGGACCCCUGCUCUCUGACAGCCAUAUUCCUUUCAAGCUUAUGAUGCCUUUACCUGUGCCAGAGUACCUCAAUGUCAACUACAUCUGCGAGUCAGCGUCCCGGCUACUUUUUCUGUCUAUGCACUGGGCACGCUCCAUACCUUCCUUUCAAACCCUCGGCGCUCAAGAUGAUGACAUUAACUUGAUGAAAGCCUGCUGGAAUGAACUUUUCGCUCUGGGCCUGGCACAGUGCUCCAACGUUAUGAAUGUUGGGACCAUCCUAAGUGCCAUUAUCAGCCAUCUGCAGACCAGUUUACAGGAAGAAAAGCUGACCCCAGAGAGAGUAAAAGUGGUGAUGGAGCACAUAUGGAGGAUGCAGGAGUUCUGUAACAGCAUGUCCAAGCUGUCCCCGGACUCUUACGAAUAUGCCUACCUCAAAGCCAUUGUUCUUUUUAGUCCUGAUCACCCAGGCAUAGAUAAUACCCCGCAAAUAGAGAGAUUCCAGGAAAAGGCCUACAUGGAACUGCAGGACUAUGUAACCAGAACCUACCCUGAAGACUCGUACCGAUUAUCCAAGCUGUUGCUUCGUCUUCCCGCCCUCAGGCUGAUAAGUGCAGCUGUGACAGAGGAGCUGUUUUUCGCCGGACUCAUUGGCAACGUGCAGAUUGACAGCAUCAUCCCUUACAUUCUCAAAAUGGAGUCCACCGACUACAACAGCCAAACGCUCUCCGCCGUCUGACAAACUGUGCCAAUUGUGGUUGCGACAUUAGAUUGUGAAAAUGUGACGGAUGACUGUUGAGAGAGCCCGUCGGACCGGUUAUAGCGUACUGUAUUUAUGACUCAUCCUCUGUGAAUUCUGCUUUCUGCUGAACCUGCUUCUACUCCUAACUCCUCGGUAACCAGUCGGCAGAGCAGAGCUCACAAAGAGGACACACGAGAUCAACUCCGGUGGCAAGAAAGACUUCAAGCAUCUGCUUGUUCGGCUACAACUUUGAAACCUGCAUAGUGAAAUAUGCUUUUUAUUGUAUAGUGUUUUAUUCUACAUAGCCUCCAUGCCUUUCUUUUUUUCUGCAGAUCUUUGUACUUUGAAUGCAUCAGCAUGUUUUUUUUCACUGCUUUUCCUACAUGACCAUGCUUUUUUUUUUAAUUUGACAGUAAUUAUGAGGAUAAACACGUCAUCAUAAUGUGAAAGAAGUUGCGAGACAUUAUCACAAAAAGGUUAAAACCUUUACCGUUUGUUUGUCAGUCCAAAGGAUCGGCAGAGGCACUCGUCAGAUAUUUGGCAUCAGUAUGGAUCCGAAGUAAAUUUGUAUAUAGAUUUGUACAUAUACACCAAGAAGGCUAUAAAUGGCAGCACUUGGUAAUUUGUGAAUUUCGCAAUUUUGAAAAAUGGAUGUGGAUAGAAAACUAUGGUCAUGAAAUCGGAAAAUAAAAACCUCUUUCAGUCAUGUUUCACUGUUGUUUUCACAUUCAGACUUCCCUUUUGGCCGAGAAUAGUGGAAAGAAUUGCCCGUUCUUCCCUGUGAAUCUUAAAAAAUAUAUUUAAAACAAGGUUUGCUAUGAUGGAUGUUCCUGUUAGUUGCACAGCAGCUUUUGCUUAAAAAAAGAAAGUGCAGCACACUGGGGGCUUCACUUGUACUCAGUCAAAUCUGGAAGAGUCAUCUGCUGUGUGAUAUAAUAAGCUGUCCAAGUGGAAGAAAAGGUCGUGCUUGGUUGCAAAAGGAGUUUGAAUGCAGGAUGUGCCAACUGGCAAAAGCAAGACAAUACUUUACAUGAAGUCUCUGGCCAGCAUUCAGAUGUUUAAAUAUGACAUAUUUAUCUGCAAUACAUCAACUCCGUUAACUUCUCACCUGAAUUAUUUAGUCUGACUAACGAAGAAGUUUUGAACAUCCUGUACUACCUCAUCACAUUAAACAAUCCCGUUUCCCGUGUUCCCAGUUGACUGCCUUGUUUUGACAGCUGCACGGAGAACUGCCUCAGGAACUUUGGGUUUAUAUCCGUACACGUUUACAGGUUUGAGCUUUUAAUCGUUGGCCUUGCUUCUGUAACCGGCAGAUUGUUUACAUGUUCCUUCUGAAUUAAUAAUGCUAAAACCACAUCCAACCCGUGAAACUCAUUGUGUUUCGUGUCAGCUGACUAAAAGGUGGAAAUUGUUGCACGGC
Messenger RNA from Cololabis saira (Pacific saury), 3628 nucleotides. It is a transcript of the gene nr2c1, whose product is annotated as nuclear receptor subfamily 2, group C, member 1. Gene Ontology annotation, biological process: negative regulation of transcription by RNA polymerase II; cell differentiation; anatomical structure development. Bases 373 to 2205 code for a protein of 610 amino acids. The record is from RefSeq and is a predicted model, not a curated record. Gene Ontology annotation, molecular function: nuclear receptor activity; RNA polymerase II cis-regulatory region sequence-specific DNA binding; zinc ion binding. Lineage: Eukaryota; Metazoa; Chordata; Actinopteri; Beloniformes; Belonidae. The transcript is spliced from 14 exons.